Messenger RNA from Etheostoma spectabile (orangethroat darter), 1790 nucleotides. Its product is annotated as zinc finger protein OZF. The transcript is spliced from 3 exons. Gene Ontology annotation, molecular function: DNA-binding transcription activator activity, RNA polymerase II-specific; RNA polymerase II cis-regulatory region sequence-specific DNA binding. The record is from RefSeq and is a predicted model, not a curated record. The coding region runs from base 71 to 1552 and encodes 493 amino acids. NCBI's taxonomy places the organism in Eukaryota, Metazoa, Chordata, Actinopteri, Perciformes, Percidae. Gene Ontology annotation, biological process: regulation of transcription by RNA polymerase II. Gene Ontology annotation, cellular component: nucleus.
CGUCCCCCCAGAGCUCCAAGAGCAACAUGUCUGUACGGAGGAGGAGGUUCUCUCUGACCAGCAGACCAACAUGCCGGUUCUAACCUCUGUGAUGUCAGCAGCAAACAGGGACCACCAGCUCCUCUCUCACAACUCUCAUGAAGCUGAGAGUCCAGACCAGAAAGGAGGCCAGCAUGGAGACUCAGGACCAGCUAGAAAUGCAGAGCCAGAACCAAAGAAGGGACGACGCAAGAGCAGAAGACUCAGCAACAACGUAGACAACACUAACACCUCAGAGACUCACCCUGAGACUCAGACAGGUAGACAGUCCUUCAUAUGUCCCACAUGUGGGAAAGACUUAAAGUGUAAUUCACUAUUGCAGAAACACCUGAGAAUCCACACAGAGCUCCAAGAGCAACAUGUCUGUACGGAGGAGGAGGUUCUCUCUGACCAGCAGACCAACAUGCCGGUUCUAACCUCUGUGAUGUCAGCAGCAAACAGGGACCACCAGCUCCUCUCUCACAACUCUCAUGAAGCUGAGAGUCCAGACCAGAAAGGAGGCCAGCAUGGAGACUCAGGACCAGCUAGAAAUGCAGAGCCAGAACCAAAGAAGGGACGACGCAAGAGCAGAAGACUCAGCAACAACGUAGACAACACUAACACCUCAGAGACUCACCCUGAGACUCAGACAGAGCUCCAAGAGCAACAUGUCUGCAACUCUCAUGAAGCUGAGAGCCCAGACCAGAAAGGAGGCCAGCAUGGAGACUCAGGACCAGCUAGAAAUGCCGAGCCAGAACCAAAGAAGAGACGACGCAAGACCAGAAGACUCAGCAACAACGUAGACAACACUAACGCCUCAGAGACUCACCCUGAGACUCAGACAGGUAGACAGUCCUUCAGAUGUCCCACAUGUGGGAAAGUCUUUACGCGUAAUUCAACAUUGAAGACACACCUGAGAAUCCACACAGGAGAGAAGCCGUAUGCUUGCAAAACCUGUGGAAAGGAUUUCAGCCGUAGGUUUUCCUUGUCGGCCCACAUGAGGAGCCAUACUGGCGAGAAGCUCUUCUCUUGCAAAACAUGUGGAAAAGAUUUAAUAACCAACAGUGCCUUGAUCCAGCACAUGAGAAUCCACACCGGGGACAAGCCGUUCGCCUGCAAGACCUGCGGCAAAAGACACCACCAAGGGUCUGCGUUGAUAAGGCACAUGAGAACUCACACGGGGGAGAAGCCGUACCCCUGCAAGACCUGCGGGAAAGAGUUCAGGCGCAGGGACGUUUUGAACGUCCACGUUAGAAUCCACACCGGGGAGAAGCCGUACCCCUGCAAGACCUGCAGCAAGAGUUACCAUGACGACUCAGCGUUACAGAGGCACAUGAGAACUCACACGGGGGACAAGCCGUACUCCUGCAAGACCUGCGGGAAAGGGUUCAGGCGUAAGGACGUUUUCAACGUGCACAUGAGAAUCCACACGGGGGAGAAGCCGUACGGCUGCCAGACCUGCAGCAAACGGUUCUACGAGGCUUCCGCGUUAGGAAAGCACGCGAGGACUCACCGAGGACCCGAUCCAGUCUGAAACCAGCUGCUCCUCAUCAAGUUCUAGUGGUUCAGGGUCAAGACGGACGAGAACCCUCAGAAGGUAGAAGCAACGGGCGCCCGGUGGUCUCAGCUGGGAGAGCGGGCGCCCGUCUAUAGGGGUUUGCUGCUCGACGCAGCGGGCGCGGGUUCAACUCCGACCAACGGCACCCCCCCACCCCCAAAAAAAACAAAAAACUAAAUAAACCAUGCCAGCCGAGUAAAACCAGGAACCUGUC